Messenger RNA from Varroa destructor (honeybee mite), 7167 nucleotides. RefSeq names its product CD109 antigen-like. Gene Ontology annotation, cellular component: extracellular region. Gene Ontology annotation, molecular function: protein binding; endopeptidase inhibitor activity. The record is from RefSeq and is a predicted model, not a curated record. NCBI's taxonomy places the organism in Eukaryota, Metazoa, Arthropoda, Arachnida, Mesostigmata, Varroidae.
UCCAGCUAUGCUGGCAGCUACAACAGCGUGUUCAACAGGAGCCGCGGCAUAUUCCAAAUCCGAGAACGGGGUGACUAUUGAGGAACGCCUCCACGCUUUUGGCACGCGCUAGAGUUCCCAUGUUGCACAUGGAGAGAAGGAUAAAAGCGGCAAGACAGGACGCUUGAAGCCGUGGAGGACAUUAAGAGAAACGGAAGAAUUAAUGGAUACGGGUAAAACAAGACACUUAGGCCCUGGAACGUAGAGAAAACGGUGAAAGGAGCAUGUCACUAGAAAUCCUGCGCUGCGGCAUCCACUGCAACGAAGACAUGACGACUGAAUAUCGGACAAGCACGGAUAGUGUCGCCUCCUAGGUAAUCAUAAGUGUUCGAGCCACUGCUCCGAUACGCAGACGGGAAAGGUGUAGAGGCGCGCCGGUAGGAUCUAAAAACGCCUGCUUUUGGUAUCUGAAGACUCUGAUAUAUUGUUGUUGCAAUAUUUUGACUUGUAUUGAUGAAAAAAGCUUUUAAUUCGCGUACGAUACAUUGCAACGAUACCGAACAUUGAACCAUGUUGUGAAGUUAGCGCGGGUGCUUUCCGACUGCAGAAAUCUGUUUGUGGUGACCCCGAUUGAGGAGACGCUGUGCAGUUAUAGCUGAUUAUCUUCCGUACAACGAACAGGCCGUAACACACGUUCGAAACAAAUCAGUGCCUUGCGUAAAAAUUGCUCCACAAAAGGCCGAAUGCCGCCAACAGACUUCGUUAUAUCAUGGCUUGAUAACCUGGCAAUGCUUGCCCCAUUGCGCCUUUGUCAUGAGCAUUAACUAAGUGGGAGGUGGACGGAACACGCAGCUAGAUUGAACAUAAACACACCGAGGGUUAUUCUACUAUGGUCGUCUCCAAAAAGGUAUUUGAAUGAAGUUUAGUUGAAGUUCUGUCGUCAUCGUCGUUGUCGUCGUGUGCAGGAAUUCCAUUAACGGGGGUUCCUCCCCUUGGGGGUGAUGCGGCAGCCUCUGAUAUCCCUACUCUACGAGGUUCCGGGGCGGGCCCGGCCGAUCCUCCUUCUGUUCGCCGCCAGCCUCCUCACAACCUCGUUAACCACGAUACUCCUAACAGUCUCCUGGACAUCCCAAAAUGCGUUCGCGCAUUGGUCCGUCACACACGCCGAUUACCAGCCUUAUCAUGCCAAUCCCACUCAUCUUGUGCUCUGUCCACGCUACAUCCGACAAGGUCAGCCAUACCGCUUCUUAGUGUCGCUGUUCCAGCUUGCCCGACCCGUCAUUGUUACAGCCACCGUUCAUCGCGACGGGGUCGAAAUUGCCAAAAUUGAGAAGGAAGUUGCAUCCGAAGGUGUACCCGAACUAAUCACCUUCACCUUACCCACAAACCUCUUGCCUGGCCACUAUCGGCUGCAAGUCGAAGGCGCUAUAAACGACUUCAAUGGAGGCGUGGCGUUUAGUAACGAGACGAAUCUCAGUCUUCUUCAGCGAUCAUUGACUAUCAUCGUACAAAUUGAUCGGCCGCUUUACAGACAAGGUCAAACUGUAAAAUUUCGGGUGAUUCCUGUGACAACGGAGUUCACGGCAUAUCAGGAAGCGCUCGAUAUCAUUAUGAUCAAUCCAUCUGGUUUCGAAAUGAAGCGCUGGUCAUCCCGGCGCAGUGUGUCAGGCUGGCUAGGGCUCGAGUAUCCAUUGAGCGAGUUACCUCAACUUGGCCGGUGGACGAUACGCGUCAAAGCAAAUGGCUACUCUCAUGAUGAACAUUUUUAUGUGAAGGAAUAUUAUCCUCCGCCCUUUGAGGUACAAGUGCACAGCCCAUCUUUCAUCAUUUCGUCAGCACAGUUUCUCCGUGGUACUGUAUAUGCCAAUUAUUCGAGCGGUGCUCCGGUGGGUGGAAACAUUUCCGUUAUCGCUGUUAUGGAAGCCGUUACAAAAGAGGAUAACAGAGAGAGUAAAGGCUACGAAAUGAGUCUUGACUCGUUCUACGGAGUAUGGAAUUUUGAGUUUCCGGUUAGCGACCUCCUCCGGUCGACGAAAAACGUGCAGCGAUUCAAACUAGUUGUCAAGGCAAAGGUGAUGGACGCAAGGACAUCGCUCAUUCGCAAAGGUUACUCGGAGUCGCUCAUCUUUCGGAAAUCAUACACGCUUCGGUUCGAAGGACCUGCAAAACAGGUGUUCAAACCUGGCCUUCCAUUUCGUGCAUACAUCGAGUUGCGCUAUCAGGACGGUACUCCUGUAGAGCUAGAGUGGUUCCGCGGACGUCCGGUAUCACACUAUCUGAAUGUAAACAUCUUCGUGCCUAGUCUUGCCGCACAGCCGAAACUUCAACACCCUCGGAUUCUGCCAACGGCUGGCACGCGUUGGGAGGUACAAAUUGACGUCACUCCGAACUGGUCCAACUCAUCGCGGCCGAUCUUCCUUGAAGCCCGCUUUUUCGACGAAUACUUUGGGACGGAACGAGCGAAGCUAGUGCUCCUUCCAGAGUUUUCUGAGAAUUCGCACCAUCUUUCAAUAUCGACAAGCACACGUAAUGCUAAAGUGGGCGAGUUCAUCAUCUUCCACGUCCGAGCAAAUUACUACGUUGAGUCGUUCCAAUAUUUGGUAAUGUCAAAGGGAGUAAUCAUCAGGUCGGGAGUGGAAGCCAUGACAUCCUCGAUCCGAACGUUCGCGAUCACGCUAACAAAGGACAUGGCUCCAAGGGCUGUCAUUAUUGUAUAUGAUCUUACAGCGGAUGAUAAACUCCUUGCAGACAGCCUUGAGUUUCCUGUUGACGGAAUUGCCAUGAACAAAGUGGGCAUCCGCAGUGAAUCGAAAGACCGUUCCGGUUCAACUAUCGAUCUAACCGUUUUUGGCGAUGUCGGAUCAAUCGUUGGGAUUUCAUCUCAACCACUUGACGUACUCGCUACAUACAUCCAUCACCCGAUCUCUACGCGCAGGGUGGCGGCCGCAUUGGAAUUUAGCGAUAGCGACGCGCCCCAUGCCACACAAGUAGACACCCACUCGACGUUUCAGGUGUCUGGCUUGGCGCUCUUCAGCGAUGCGUACGUAGGCCGGCGGCCUCGUGUUUGUGUUACUUCUGCUGGUUACGCGUCGUGUUUCGAUGGCUCAUGCUACAGCACUUCGAAGAUGUGCAAUGGAGUGGAGGACUGCGCUGAUGGAGCCGAUGAGUUCUCAUGUCAUCAUCGGCACACCAUCGACUGGGAGAAAUUUCGGAGCACCCGCAGGAAUUUAGUUAGUUCAGAUUUCGAAGCUACUUGGCUAUGGAAAGACGUCAGCAUCAGCGCUACAGGCCAGAGCUUAGUGUCAAUCUCUGCACCAUCCAGCUCUUGCCCCUGGGCAAUCUCUGCUGUUGCCAUAUCUCCAUUUCGUGGAAUCUACACGCUACCAAACCCUGAAAUGAUGACCUCAUCGCGUCCGUUUUAUAUGUCAGUCGACGCCCCAAAAGCGGCUCAGCUGGGCGAGCAUUUUUCGGCUCGCGUGGCGCUGUUCAAUCUUGGCCAAACGAAGCUCGAGGUGCUGGUAACUCUGGCCAAUAGCCUGGACUACAAAUUCGUUUACGUGAAUGCCCCCCUAGACAGCUCUUCUAAUGGAAACUAUCGCUAUAGCAAACAUCACCAGUAUAGGAGCGACGAUGAAAAAGCACAGAAAUUAAAAAGCAUCAGACAGCUUCAGCAACACCAUCAACAGCCCAUCACGAUGUACGGCGAGCAUCAACAUCUUGUGUUUCUCUGGCCACAGCGUCCCGUAGUUCUGCUUUUCCCAAUCGUGGGAAUUCGGCCCGGGGAGACGAAUCUCACCGUCGCCGCUAAGACUCAGACCAUGAAGACCUCUAUGUCCACUACCAUCAAGCUUAUCCCUGAGGGCUUCGAAUGGCGGUCCCGUGUUUCAUUAUUGGUGGACAUUCCACGAGGGGCAUACGUCCUCAAGCAACUCGACACAGGCGUGACCGGGUUGAUGAAGGAGAUGCCGUUCGGCCCUGUAGGAUUGAAACAUAUGCCGGUUGGUGACUACAGCACUGCUGAAAUCAUCAUUACAGGAAGCGCAUUUGGCCCGCCAUUUGCGACGUCGCCACUUACCGCUGGUACGGUAUUUGGCCUUCCUGGCGAGACGGGCGAGGCGAAUAUGUUUUCGUUUGCUGCAAGUCUACUGUCACUUCAAUUGCUUCAGGCCAACAAGAACCUCGUUCGUAGGCAUCGUCAUAUUUUUCAGCACCUAUUUCUCACGUACCAAACCCAACUCAGUUACCAGAGAGAUAAUGGAGGAUUCGCCAUGUUCACACAUUCGGACGCUCCUGCUAGUGUUUGGUUAACCGCUCUAACGGUCCGCUAUUUUCACAAGGCUAAUCGUCUAUUUCCUGAAUGGAAGAACUUUGUCCAUAUUGAUCAUAAAGUUCUCGAGAAGGCGCUUGCUUUCUUGCUUGCUUCGCAAGCAAAAAACGGCGCGUUUCACGAUCACGAUGGAUACUUUACUUACGAUCGAAAGAUGUCGCUCAAGUGCACCGACGACAACCAUAAGGCGGUCAACGUAUCACUCACCGCGUACGUGACAAUCGCUCUGCACGAACUGCGGAACUUCGAAGGGCCGUUAUCGGUAAAAAUACUGCCCGCCAUUCGUCAGGCUCAGGAAUAUCUCGAGUAUUCAGUGACGUACAGCGCUAAGGAAGAUGAUCCUUAUCAACUUGCUAUAACUGCCUAUGCACUUCUUCUAAUCUCUAGUUCCGAAGCGGAAUACGCGUUCGCGUUACUCGAUCGAAAGUACAUUCAAGACGGUGAUAUGCGGUACUGGUCGAAGCGGCGAUUUCAAACAAACCCUUCAGUCACUGAAGCAGGCGGAGACGGUGAUCUUCCAUUUGUUCUUGCGGCAGGGUCGCAGCCCCCCCAGGUGACUCCCCUCACCCGGAGUGAGCUGCACGCUGUUGAUGUUGAAACAACGGCAUACGCUUUGCUAGCGUAUCUUCAUGGCAAGGCCGUACUCGUCAAACCUAUUGUCGAAUGGUUAACGCAACAAAGAAGCCGCAAAAGCGGCUGGGCCUCGACUCAAGAUACGAUCGUUGCUAUGGAAGCACUGCUUGAAUACGAGAAAAGAGUGUUUAGCAGCGAGGCUGAGGAGCGCGAACUUUCCAUGACCAUCACUAUUGAAGCUACAUGUCUUCCAGGCAUCUCCAAACAGUUCCACGUCUCAAUCGCAAAUCGUUACCAACCACAACGGUUCCGAAUCCCGAAUGCUUGGGGUCAGCUCACAGUGCGAGCACGUGGCGUAGGAAGCGCCUUACUUCAAAUAGCACUCAGUUCCCGUCAGCAUCAGCCUCCGCCACCGAUUUCACACUCGUUGUCGCUAUCCGUAAAGGUCUUCUCGUCGGGACGUAAUCAUUCUCGGAUUCAUUUCCGCUCAUGUCAGAGCUGGCUAGACGGUCGUGGAAUUGGGGAAGUCCGAGGACUAAGCAGUGAGAGUGCGGUAAGCGGCCUCGUCGUCCUUGAAGCAGCUCUUCCCACUGGCUAUGGGGUUGACCGUGAUACCCUGCUCCAUUACGUACACUCGGGCACCGCAAGGAACUUGCGUCAUGCACACACUCUCGAUGACGGACGUGCAGUGUUCUAUUUCGAUUAUUUGGACUCCUCGCCAAUCUGCAUCAACUUCACUGCCCUAAGACUACGACCAACUGCCGUGGUGAGCCGGCACACACUCGUCAAAGUCUACGAGUACCACGAACCCGAGCGUUUAAAUCAGACCCUGGUAGAUCUUUCAUUCCUGCAUGCGUUGCAAGUCUGCGACGUGUGCGGUUCUUACCAGUGCGUACAGUGCCCAUCGUACAACGGCGCCCAGGACACGUACUAUAGGACAUCUAGCCAAAAUCUUCUAGUGGUACUCACCAUCGUCACGAGCCUGAUCUCUCACGGACCACGGUGCAGAUAGAGCCUGGUUCAGGCGAUGACAACCAAUAACCAUGAAAACGAGCGUACCGUGUAUAUAGCAGUUAAUAUGAUCUUACAAUGAAUGAGCAGGCUCUCAUCUUGUUUUGAUGGUGCCUGGAUACUGAGAUUAGUGUUGCCGCGGCACGUAAACGUGUGUGAUCACUGCUACGAGUCAUCAUCGUCCCGCUUGGUGGGCGUGCACGACUGUAGAUUUAAUGAGUACACCACGUGACUCAGUUAGGUGGCGAAACUCCGUGAGAUUAGAAAAAAAUGUAGGUGAAGUCGAGAGAGGUGACGCGAGUAUGCAGUCUUUUGCAGUAGAAAACAGCGUUGGCCUAAAGGAUAGGUUGGGGCGCGGAGGGGUUAUCCAGAAAGCGAUCUAUCGAUGUAGAUAGCUAUAAAAAUAAUUCAUUAACUAACAAUAAUUGGAAAGCAAUACUUGAUGGUAUCUUAAAGGGACAGCAGGGACAAGUCAAGAAAUGAAAACUACUAAUUAGAGCUUCACAAUGGUUUAAAUAGGAGAGACCGCGUUGAGCGAGCCUCUUCGGUACACUGCCUUGACCUAACGAUUGCCACGAUGCCUCGAAUUUAAAGCAUGGAUAAGCAGGAAGUCUUCAGUUUUCAGUAUCCUUGAAGUCAAUAAUAAUCAUAAAAUUAGGCGACUAAUUCAGAUUGUUUGACUCGGCUUCCCCGUUGAUGGUGAGCAGGCCCUACUUCUUCCCCACCCGCAAGUAUUAGGAAGAAAUUGAGAGGGUAAAAAAAGCUAUUUCUCCAUUUAGGUAGGUUAGAACGAAAUGGAGGCCCAGUGUGUCGGUUUGGCUGUUUGUAUGUAAAUAGCGUCGUUUAAUAAUGAUAGAAUGGGUAAUGAGUGUUGUUUUGAUGCAGGCUUUUUGCUAACAUAUAUACAAUGAUUAUCAUGCUGAACUCCUAUGGAACCUUUCUGAGAGCAUCGUAGGUUGUCUUAAGAUAGGGAAAAAUUUAUAAGGAAUGUUGUACCCGGCGUAAAUGUAAAUAAUAAUAAGACACAUUGCUAGAUAGUAAAACAGAUAAAAAAAAUAACAAGGAGGGAAAAAUUUUCAAACAUGGGAUAGGGACAGCGAAACAGAGGUACACAGCUAAAUCGAAAAGAAGGAACGACAGAUGUUUAGAGAUCAUAGAAAUAUAAAAAAAAAAAGUCAUACAGAUGAAAAAGAAUGAGAUAUAAAGUUCAAAAAGAGCAAUAAUAACGCAUUUCUUAAUUCUAGAUUCUCGCGCUGCGUUUUAGAUAAGGUUGAUCC